AUGUAUACAACUGACGGAACUAUUGUUGAAGGGAAACACAUGACUACCAACCUUGUUGAGUCAAUGAAUGCUGUCUUUAAAGGCACACGUCAUUUGCCUAUUACAACAUUGGUAAGGGCAACAUACUAUAGGCUGGGAUCUUUAUUUGCUGAACGGGGUUCAAAGUGGAGUGCUGUGUUGAAUUCUGGCGAAACAUUUACAGACAACUGCCUCAAGGUGAUGAAAGAAGAAACAACAAAAUCCAGCACACAUCAAGUCAGAAUUUUUGACUACGCUAACAAUGUUUUCAGUGUGAAGGAGACAAUGGACCAUGGUGAGGGGAAGCCUAUGGGACAUUAUAAGGUCGACCUCUUGAACGGAUGGUGUGACUGCGGAAAGUUUCAAGCAUUUCGUGUCCCUUGCUCACAUGUUAUCGCUGCAUGUUCGAAUCUGCGCCACGAUGCUUACGCUCUUUUGUCUGACGUUUAUAGGGUUACAAACCUGUUUGGGGUUUACAGCAAUAGCUUUCUAGUGAUGUCGUACGAUGAAUAUUGGCCAGUUUAUGAAGGAGAUCAAAUUUUCCAUAACCCAAGAAUGCAGAGGAACAAGAAAGGUUGCCCAAUAAGCACACAUAUUACAACCGAAAUGGAUAACUUUGAUAAGCUUGAGAGAAAAUGUUCAAUGUGUCGUCAAACGGGCCACAAUCGAACCCGGUGUCCCAAUGUGGGAACAAGUAAUCAUUAA
Lathyrus sativus (Indian pea) is the source of this 723-nucleotide messenger RNA. Lineage: Eukaryota; Viridiplantae; Streptophyta; Magnoliopsida; Fabales; Fabaceae. The record is from the annotation of a GenBank genome assembly.